Molecule: messenger RNA, 711 nt
Organism: Cuscuta campestris
Lineage: Eukaryota; Viridiplantae; Streptophyta; Magnoliopsida; Solanales; Convolvulaceae
Source: the annotation of a GenBank genome assembly
AUUCCACCGCCCACCACAAUCCCUUGGUUUUUCCCUCCCAAAUCCCGCGAUUUCUAUCAAUCGCUCGCUGCCUCUAUAGUCUCUAUCCCUUCCUUCCUCGCGACGGCGGGUUCCCUCCGAUCUCCAUUAACAAUGUCAGCCGAGUCCGCCUCUGCGAUCUCCAAAGGCCAAGUUGAUUUGCAUGACUCCAUCAACUGGCCCGAAGUCGAAUGCCUGAACCAGAAAACCAAUCGCCCCAUCAGCAACGCCCUCAAGCAGGGAUACAGAGAAGAUGAUGGAUUGAGUCUUGUCAGUGAUACUGAUGAGCAGCUUCUGAUUUACAUACCAUUUAAACACGCUGUUAAACUUCAUUCCGUUGUUGUCAAAGGCCCCAAGAAAGAAGGCCCUAAAACUGUGAAACUAUUUGCUAAUAAGAAACACAUGGGAUUCAGGUGAGUUUCCAACCUGUGAUUUUCUUUCCAUGAUAGAUUUUUGGGUUGGAAAAGUCUCUUUUCCUUUCUUAUUAAUGUCAUUUUUUAAAAAUUUGGUUCACUUAUGCAGUAACGUUACUGACUAUCCUCCAAGUGACACAGUUGAUUUCUCUGUUGAUGAUCUUAUGGUAUGUUUAGUUUUGACUUUUUAGAAAUUGUUCUUGUUCUUGAUUAUAAAAAGGAUGGAUAAAGCAUUUGAACCUGUUAAGCAAAUUUUAAAAAAUAAAGCUAGAUUGCUAUU